This is a messenger RNA of Entrophospora sp. SA101, 223 nucleotides long. The record is from the annotation of a GenBank genome assembly. Lineage: Eukaryota; Fungi; Glomeromycota; Glomeromycetes; Entrophosporales; Entrophosporaceae.
AUGCUCCUUGUUACCCUAAUUGUGGAUGUGGAUGUGGAAGUUGUUGAAAAUGAAACAACUAAAACAGCUACAAUAAUUAUUCGUGGAGCUACACAAAAUCAUUUGGAUGAUAUUGAGAGAGCUAUUGAUGGCGGUAUUAAUAUAGUUAAAGCCAUUGGCAGAGAUAAUCGUUUAGUUCCUGGUGCUGGCGCAACUGAAAUGGAAUUGCUUAAACAAUUAGUCA